Molecule: messenger RNA, 804 nt
Organism: Manduca sexta (tobacco hornworm)
Lineage: Eukaryota; Metazoa; Arthropoda; Insecta; Lepidoptera; Sphingidae
Gene: Bet5
Product: trafficking protein particle complex subunit 1
Exons: 2
Coding region: 135-572 (145 amino acids)
Biological process (GO): endoplasmic reticulum to Golgi vesicle-mediated transport
Cellular component (GO): TRAPP complex
Source: RefSeq, a predicted model, not a curated record
AAUCAAGUCCCUUUUUGACAUCCGUCGAAACGUCAAUGUCAAUUGAUACAAAUCGCAAAUUACGAUACUUUGCGAAUUUUAGUGUAAGAAAUUCUAAUUAAUAAUUAGCAUUACAAGUAACUUAAAAAGUCGUAAUGACAAUUCACAAUAUGUAUAUUUUUGACCGGUAUGGUACACUAUUGUAUUACGGAGAAUGGAACAGAACAAAACAAUCCGGAAUGUCCAGGGAAGAAGAAGGUAAAUUGAUGUAUGGCAUGCUGUUCUCAAUAAAAUCAUUUGUAGCAAAAAUAUCUCCAUUGGACCCAAAAGACGGCUUCUUGCAUUACAAGACUUCCAAGUACACCCUGCACUGUCUUGAGACUCCAUCUGGCUUGAAAUUUGUAAUGAACACAGACAACCAGGCACAAGGAGUCCGAGAUCUACUUAAAAAGAUUUAUGCAGAAGUUUAUGUCAAAUAUGCUAUUAGGAAUCCGUUAUGUGCUAGUGGUGAACCUAUUAUUAGUGACUUAUUUAAAAAUAAACUGGAUACAUUCAUCAAACAAGCACCUAUACAUACUGUGAGGGCUUCAUAAAUUUUGAUAAGUAAAAUGUAAAUAUAUUUUAGGUCUUAUAUUUUUUUGUAUGUUAUCAAACCAUGAUUUUUAUUUAUUCCAUAGUAUAUAAUAAAAUAAUUGUAAAUUUAAGUACUUAUGUGAAGUGUUUUUAUCGUCCUUAUUUAAACCAUAGCUCAUAGUCUCUACACACAUUGAAAUGUACUAAUAGUUGGCCUCUUUCAAUAUAAACAUGUAACAAUGUAUUGUAGUA